AUCAGUAAAGUGAAGAGCCUGCUACUUGUGAGUUGUGACUGAAGUUCCAUUUCCAAAAUAGACAAAAGACAAGCAGCACCAUAAAAAAGGCGAAUAUCCGUCGCCACGGGUAGCGGACUUUCCAUUGGGAAUCUUAGCCGGAGAUCAGCAAUGUCUACCUCCGGUAAACACGUGUCCUCUUCAUCGACAACCAAACCUUUCGAUUUCUCCAACGAUAUGGUCCCGAAGAGAAUCGUUGUGUCGCCUGAUCAACAACGUUAUUGCUUAGAAGCACUCAAAGUUUUCAAAGACAAGAGGUUUUCUGCUCCUGAAAAAAUCAGACAAGAGUUCAUGACUUUACAGGCAACCAGGAUGAGAGCUUCAGAAAUGAAGAGUAGAUGCUCAGUGGCUUUGAACAGCGUAAACAUUAGCAAAAAUCGAUACACUGAUGUUUUGCCAUUUGACAAUAACAGGGUUGCUUUGGACCCAUCAGCUAGGGGAUAUAUAAAUGCAAGCUUCAUUAAGAUAUCCGAAAGCGUGUCUCAGUUUAUCGCAACACAAGGUCCGCUACCGCAUACUUUUGAAGACUUCUGGGAAAUGAUAAUCCAGCAUCACUGUCCUGUGAUUGUGAUGCUUACACAAUUGGUUGACAAUUAUAAGAUUGUCAAGUGUGGGGAUUAUUUUCAGGCAGAUGAUGGUCCUCGAAUAUUUGGCAAUAUAUGUAUUGUCACGAAGUGGAUAAAGACGAGUCAGACUUCAUUGAUUUUGCGAUGUCUGGAGGUGAACUAUAUUGAGUCAAAAGAACCACCUUUGUGUGUUUUACACAUUCAAUAUCCCGAUUGGCCUGACCAUGGAGUUCCAAAGGACACUGUUGCUGUUCGUGAAAUACUGAAACAAACAUCUAGUGUCCCACCCAGUCUUGGGCCAAUUGUGGUGCACUGCAGUGCAGGUAUUGGUAGGACUGGAACAUACUGUGCAAUCCAUAAUACCAUCCAAAGAAUUCUGGUUGGAGAUAUGUCUGCUCUAGAUCUUGUUAACACGAUAACCAUUUUUAGGUCUCAGCGAAUUGGGAUGGUUCAGACCAUGGAGCAAUACCUCUUUUGCUAUGAUGCCAUUAUCGAUGAACUUGAAGACCUCAUUUCAGAUACUAAUUAAGAAGAGAGUUCAUAAUGUGUUGUAUUCCAACAAUGUCCAUGCAACUGGUUCUUCCUUGCUUCCAUCAUGCCUGUCACAAAAUGGGUCAAUAAUUUGUGCUGGAGAAGUAAAUUAGUUGGGUCCAGUUGAGCUCGUACUGCUCUUACCACGUAGGAUAAGCAGAACGUCUAAAACAUCGUAUGUUGUAUUUCUGCUUCGAAGUAUAUCCUUUUAGAGAGGGAAACAGAAUGGAAUGGUACUUGUGGUUGCUUGUUGACAUCAUUCAAGAUUCUUUGACUAUAUCCUACUUACUGGUUCAAAUGACCGCAUGUUGAUGA
Lycium ferocissimum is the source of this 1451-nucleotide messenger RNA. Its product is annotated as protein-tyrosine-phosphatase PTP1-like. The coding region runs from base 151 to 1134 and encodes 327 amino acids. Gene Ontology annotation, biological process: protein dephosphorylation. Lineage: Eukaryota; Viridiplantae; Streptophyta; Magnoliopsida; Solanales; Solanaceae. The record is from RefSeq and is a predicted model, not a curated record. Gene Ontology annotation, molecular function: protein tyrosine phosphatase activity. The transcript is spliced from 9 exons.